AUGCAAAUAACAAAUCAAUGGAUAGAAGUGUGUCCAAAAGUAACAAGUAAGGAUAAAGCUGAAUUUGUGAGAGUAAUUGCAGAAGCAAAGUUGAAAUUGAAAAACUCUAGGUUGAAGAAAGUCUCAUUUCCUCCUCCUAGUUCAAGUGCAUCAUUAGGUUUAUGUUUUAAUGAAUCAGAGGAGAUGUAUGGAUCAAAAAGGAAGAGGUCAACCACUAUAGGGAGUAGAAGUAGUAGUAGUAACCCUGUUAUGAAAGCAUUUAACAUUGGAGCUCGAGAACGAUUAAAUAGUGAGAUAGCUAGAAUGUUUUAUUCAGCAGGCUUGACAUUUCAUUCGGCAAGAAAUCUUUACUAUAUUAGUGCAUUUACUUUUGCUGCAAAUAACAACCUACAAGGAUAUGUACCACAUGGGUAUAACAUGUUGAGAACUACGUUGCUUCAAAAAGAAAGGAAUAACAUUGAUAGGUUGUUAGACCCUAUUCGAGACACAUGGAGAGAGAAGGGUGUGAGUAUAGUCAGUGAUGGACGGAGUGAUUCCCAACGAAGGCCAUUAAUAAAAUUUAUGGCUGUUACUGGAGGUGGGCCUAUGUUUCUUAAAGCGGUUGAUUGUUCAGGAGAAACAAAAGACAAGUAUUUUAUUUCCAACUUGAUGAAGGAAGUAAUCAUGGAGGUUGGGCCUAAAAAUGUGGUUCAAGUCAUUACAGAUAAUGCCGUAAAUUGCAAGGCAGCGGGGCACCUAAUUGAAGCACAAUUUCCUCACAUCUUUUGA
Molecule: messenger RNA, 768 nt
Organism: Camellia sinensis
Lineage: Eukaryota; Viridiplantae; Streptophyta; Magnoliopsida; Ericales; Theaceae
Source: RefSeq, a predicted model, not a curated record